Molecule: messenger RNA, 1360 nt
Organism: Polychytrium aggregatum
Lineage: Eukaryota; Fungi; Chytridiomycota; Chytridiomycetes; Polychytriales
Product: phosphatidic acid phosphatase type 2/haloperoxidase
Exons: 3
Coding region: 121-1275 (384 amino acids)
Cellular component (GO): endoplasmic reticulum membrane
Molecular function (GO): sphingosine-1-phosphate phosphatase activity
Source: RefSeq, a predicted model, not a curated record
GCUCGGCGGGAUUGCUGCUAUCUGGCGCUUGGUCUGCCGCUGGUCACCUCAGACUCUCUUAUCCCCUCGGAUGCUCGCCUAACACCCCCCCCAUCGACUCGCUCAAACUCACCGCCCAUCAUGCCUCACCACCACCACCACCACAACCACAUGCAUCCCAAGAGCACACAGCCAUCGCCGUCCUCGCUAAAGUCGUGGCUGCGGAGCAAGAUGAUCGCCAUCGUCGAGGCCGAGCAGCCCGUGCUCCAGUGGCUGCAGCAUCAUCCCAAGCUGCAGGCGCUGAUCGUGCCGUCGUAUCAUCUCGGGUUCCUCGGCACCCACGAGUUCUUUGUGGCCGUCCUGCCGCUGCUCUACUGGAACCACGAUUUUUACACCUCGCACCGCGAGUUCAUCCACUCGCUCACCUUCCUGCUCCUCAACUCGGUCAUUGCCUCGGGCUAUCUCAAGGAUUAUUUCGGGCUGCCCCGGCCGUCGUUCUCGAACAUGAAGCGGCUCUCACACGAGUCCUCGCACUCGCUCGAGUACGGCAUGCCCUCCUCGCACGCCACCCAGGCCUCCGUCGUCUCGUUCUUUGCCCUCAUCUACUUUUACUUCUAUGCGCCUGCUGCCUCGAACGGCCCGCUCUACUGGCUCGGAGGCGCCGCCCUGCUCCUGUAUCCGUUCGUGAUGGCGUUCUCCCGGGUGCUGACGGGGAUGCACGGAUUCCUGGAUGUCUCGGUGGGGCUGCUGCUUGGACUCGUGAUGGCAGCGGCUCAUGCCUUUGGAUGGAUGGCGUCGAUGGAGCAUAUGAUCUCGCACACGGUGUGGCCAGCUGUCUGGCUCACAGUCCCCGCUGCCGUGCUCUCGAUCGCCUUCCACCCGGAGCCCGACCAGGCGUGUCCCUGCUUCCACGACUCGGUCGCUGCCACCUCUGCCUCUAUCGGGGCGCUGGUGGGCUCAUGGCACUACACCCAUCUCAUCGGGGUCAGCAACGAUAUCGCCCGCUCCAGCCCCAGCCCCAGCCCCAGCCCGUCCUGGCUAGUCGCUGUCGCCGUUAUGACCGCCAAGCUCGUGGGAGGUCUGGUGGUUGUGUUUCUGACCCGAACGCUCGUCAAGCGUCUCUGCGGACAAAUCCUUCCCCUGCUCGGCAUUCAAUCCAGCCUCAAACCGGGACAGCGGGCUUCGUCUCUGCCCAAGUUCGAGCCGGAGACCAUCACCAGGAUGAUCACCUACUUUGUGCUCGGAUGGAUGGCCAUCUUCGGAGUCCCCUAUGGAUUCCAGGUGCUGGGCUUGUGAGCCGGUCGGUCCUACUCAGAGAUGCCGCCAUAUCGACCGCAUCUUGGAUCUUGGAUCCUGGUCUUUGCAGAGGGAUAGUGCCAUG